AUGUCAGCAGAUAAAAAAAAAAAUACAAAUAUAUGUGAAAAUGAAAACAAAAAAACAUGUGAAGAUAUAAAUAGUACCAUUGAAAUUGCAAAUGGUGAGUCCCCUAAUCUUUCCAUGAAAAAUUCUAUGGGUGGGAAAAAAAAAAUUGUGCUUUUAAAAAGAAAUGAAAUUAAAUAUAACAAAUAUGAUCAAGGGGACAUUAUAAAUAAUAAUAAUAAUGAUGAAUAUGAAAAUGUUGCCAAUUCUAACCGACGGAAUAACAAUAAAAAUAAUACAAAUAAACACAAUUUAAAUAGUAAAAAUACAAAGGGAGAAAAAACACUAGAACAAAGAGAACAAGAAUAUAAUAAAAUUAGAGCUAGAAUUUUUUCUAACUUUAAUAAAAACACAAAAAAUAAUUCAACGUCUACUACUCUUCCAAAUAUUGUACCACACACACUUAAAAAUGACAACAUAUAUAUUAUCCCACCUCAUACCAUACCAUUAAAUGGGCUAACAACAAAUACACACAUUGACCCUUAUUUUUGUAUAAACAAUUAUUAUAAUACAUAUAAUAAUAUGAUUAACCAUCAAUAUGUAAAUAAUAAUAAUAUGCCAAUGUUUGAUAUUAAUCCUAUUGUUAAUUUACCACCUUCCCAAUUUUAUUGUAAUACUGAUAAAACUAUUAAUAUGGUCAAUAGUCCGGAAAAUAAAAUGAACAAUGAUAUUAUUAAUUAUAAUUCUAUACCUAAUCCUAAUUUAAUUUAUCCUAAUUAUCCAUGCAAUAUACAAGGAUAUUCUCCUUUUUUGAAGUUUAAUAAUUCGCAAAUUAAUCAUAAAAAAAUGUCUAAACCUAAUAAAUAUCAUCCAAAUUACAAACCCCCUAAUCAUAUUACUAACUUUAAUAAUCAAAAUAAUAUGAACAGUCAGAAAAAUAAUAGAAAAGGCAAGGUAAAAAGUGAUAAUAAUAUGACUCCAGCUAGCGAAAAUGCUACAAAUAAAGAAAAAAAUAUGAACAGUAAUACAAUCACUUAUAAUAAUCAACCUAUGAAGGAAGCAAACAUUAAUUAUGAACAAGAUCAUCCUCCUAUAAAUCCUGGAUUUAACAAAUCAAAUAUGAAUGUUCAGAAUAAAAACGGAAGCAAGCUAAAAUUGAGUAAUAGCAAAAAAUUUUAUGCUAGCCAAAAUACAAAUCUGGAUAAAAAAGGAAAGGGAUCCAAAAAAAAAACGCUAGACAAUAUUAAUAUAACUGAAAAGGAUUUGCAAAAUAAUACUAUUUCAUAUGACACAUCAGAAACUUUUAAAACGUUGAAAAAUUCCACAAUUGAAUCUUGCACACCCCCAAGAAUCCCAUCAAAUGUUUCAAAACAAUUCGACAAAAUCAAACCAACAAAUAAUAACACAAAAUGGACAGACAUACAAAAUGAAGUAAAUUCUCAUGAAGAGGGCCAAACACAAAUGAUAUCAACAUCAUCUCAAAAAAAAUCAGGAAAAAAAAAAAAUGCAAAUAAGUAUAAUACGGAAAACACUAAUAAUACCUACUCCGAAGUAACAAAUUUUGAUGAUAUAAAAAAUGAUCAAAUAGAUGAGCAAGAUGUUAAUAUAAAUAAUGAAAAAUCGAAUACAACACCAAAGAAAAAAAAAAAAAAAAAAAAAAAAAAAACAAUAAAUAGAUUAAUAAAUGAACAAAAUCCUACACUAAACCCUCAACCCUCUAUCAUAAUUCCUAACACAAUGCAAACAAAUUUUAAUAAUACAAAUAAAUUAUUUUAUCCAUUAAUAAUAAAUAAUACACAGAUUAAUUCCCAUCCUAAUUACAACAACUUUAUAAAUAAUAUCUCACCAUUUCAACAAUAUUAUUCAAAUAAUAUUAUAAAUAAUUUAGAAUAUUGUAGAGAUAUAUCUUUAUAUGAAAAACGGUAUGACAGAGGUGAUGAUCUAAUGCUUAACCCUAAACGAUAUGAUAUUGAUUUCCCUUCUCUUCAUUAA
Molecule: messenger RNA, 1968 nt
Organism: Plasmodium vinckei vinckei
Lineage: Eukaryota; Apicomplexa; Aconoidasida; Haemosporida; Plasmodiidae
Product: conserved Plasmodium protein, unknown function
Exons: 1
Coding region: 1-1968 (655 amino acids)
Source: RefSeq, a predicted model, not a curated record